Messenger RNA from Chiloscyllium plagiosum (whitespotted bambooshark), 2569 nucleotides. RefSeq names its product solute carrier family 5 member 1 (gene slc5a1). Gene Ontology annotation, cellular component: plasma membrane. Gene Ontology annotation, molecular function: D-glucose:sodium symporter activity. The record is from RefSeq and is a predicted model, not a curated record. Lineage: Eukaryota; Metazoa; Chordata; Chondrichthyes; Orectolobiformes; Hemiscylliidae. Gene Ontology annotation, biological process: sodium ion transport; transmembrane transport.
ACACCUUGGCUGGUGAGCUCUAUAAAAAAGCUGCAGGAAUCUCGGCAUUAUCUCCCUGUCCGUUCCAGUGAGGCAGAGAGAGGGAGAGAGAGCUGCGUGUUUUAGGAGUGGCAAUGGCUCACAGCACCAUAUCCCCGGGCAGUGCCACCACUACAGGUGCUGGCAACACCAAGCCCUCAAUAGCUGUCAACAACCCAGCGGAUAUCUCAGUCAUUGUCAUCUAUUUCCUGGUGGUGCUGGCCGUGGGAAUCUGGGCAAUGGUGAGGAGUAACAGGGGGACGGUCGGAGGUUUCUUCCUUGCUGGCAGGAGCAUGAUAUGGUGGCCGAUUGGAGCCUCUCUGUUUGCCAGUAACAUCGGCAGUGGCCAUUUUGUGGGAUUGGCUGGGAACGGUGCAGCUGGUGGGAUAGCCACCGGAGGAUUCGAAUGGAAUGCUCUGGUCAUUGUCAUUAUUCUGGGAUGGCUGUUUGUACCAAUCUACAUCAGAGCUGGGGUGGUGACCAUGCCGGAGUACUUGAAGAAGCGAUUUGGAGGGAAUCGGAUCCGGAUUUAUCUCUCUGUGCUAUCGCUUUGCCUCUACAUAUUCACCAAGAUAUCGGCGGACAUGUUUUCAGGAGCCAUAUUUAUUCGAGAGGCGCUGGGAUUGAACUUGUAUGUUGCCGUGGUGAUCCUGCUUUCCAUCACUGCACUGUAUACUGUGACGGGUGGCUUGGCGGCUGUGAUCUACACGGACACGUUGCAGACCAUCAUCAUGGUGGUGGGGUCCUUCAUUCUGAUGGGUUUCGCAUUCAAUGAAGUGGGCGGCUAUGACACCAUGAAGGAGAAAUAUAUGAAUGCCAUCACUAGCCAGACGACUUCACCCGAUCUGAACAUCAGUGCGAAAUGUUACACACCCCGUCCAGACUCUUUCCACUUGUUCCGAAAUCCCAUCACUGGUGAUAUUCCUUGGCCAGGCCUGAUCUUCGGCCUGUCAAUCCUGGCAAUCUGGUAUUGGUGUACCGAUCAGGUCAUCGUUCAACGCUGUCUCUCUGCGAAGAAUAUGAGUCACGUCAAGGCUGGUUGUAUCCUUUGUGGCUACCUCAAGCUGUUACCCAUGUACCUCAUGGUCUUCCCAGGAAUGAUCAGUCGGAUUCUGUACACAGAUGUCGUAGGUUGUGUUGUGCCCAGUCUUUGCAAACAGUACUGCGAUGCUGAUGUUGGAUGCACCAACAUUGCCUACCCCCGGCUGGUGGUGAAGCUGAUGCCAAAGGGUCUGCGUGGCUUGAUGCUGUCUGUCAUGUUGGCAUCGUUGAUGAGUUCCCUGACAUCCAUCUUUAACAGUGCCAGCACACUUUUCACCAUGGACAUCUGGACCAAGAUCAGGCCCAAAGCAACAGAGAAGGAACUUAUGUUAGCAGGAAGGGUCUUCACCUUGGUCCUGAUUGGGAUCAGUAUUGCCUGGAUUCCGAUCGUACAAACGGCACAGAGUGGACAGCUCUUUGACUACAUCCAGUCAAUCACCAGCUACCUGGGUCCUCCUAUAGCUUCUGUCUUCCUGUUGGCCAUCUUUGUCAAGCGUGUCAACGAGCCAGGUGCGUUUUGGGGUUUGAUAUUUGGCCUUGCCACUGGCUUGUCUCGAAUGAUCCCGGAGUUUGUGUAUGGAACGGGCAGCUGUGUGCGUCCGAGCAACUGUCCCAAGAUUAUUUGCGGCAUCCAUUACCUGUACUUUGCCAUCAUCCUCUUUGUCGCCACCAAUGUGAUGGUGCUCAUUGUGUCCUUCCUGACAAAGCCAAUUGAUGAUGUUCAUCUUUACCGACUGUGUUGGAGCUUGCGAAACAGCAAAGAGGAACGUGUCGAUCUGGAUAAUGACGAUUGGAAGAAUGAAGAUAAUGAUAGCAAAAUGGAUAUUGAUGAAGAGUCAGUCCAAGAGGUGAGCUGCUGGAAGAAAACCUAUAACUGGUUCUGUGGAUUCGACCAGAAGCCCAAAAAGCUGAGCAAAGAGGAACAGGAAGCCCUUCAACAGCAGCUGACGGACAUCUCAGAGGCGCCCCUGUGGAGAAACGUCGUCAACAUGAACGCCAUCAUUCUGCUGGCCGUCUGCAUCUUCUUCUGGGCGUUUUACGCAUAACGCUAGGAUCAAAGGAGACAUCCUACUGACUAACCUCUCUCAACCAUUUUAACCAAACCCAUGAUGCAUUGCUUUCACACUCUUCACAAACGAGUGCACAAUGCUGUCUGAUUUGUACUUAAAAAAAAACGGUGUUUCUAAAAUAGAUACUUCCUUUCUCACCAACCGAUAGGAUGAAACUGGUGUCCCAGUUUUUACAAAGAGAUCUUGAGAAAUUUUGAGAAUCCCUGCUGGACCCUGAGGCCUUUGCUUCACUGAGCUGCAAAUUUGCACACAUUACGUUGGCUACAAGUUUGAUGACAGCAAGCUUACAGAAGUUUGUAAGAGGCUCUUACAGAAACAAUACCUGAAGACAAUUGUUUCAAAAAUGGAUAAUUUAUUAUGUUUUUAAAGAAAUAAGUGCAAUAAUAAUGCUGUGAGAAAUAAGAUGAUAAUCAGAGGUAAUAAAGUUCAACUUUCUGUUU